GACCCACACGCGGUCCGGCGCGGUUACCUUGGGUCGCCGCGGCUGGGUCCGGGAAGCGUCGUGCUCGUGUCCCCGAUUUAGGCCCGACCGGACCUUUCGGUCCCCGACCCGUCGGCAAGAUGGUGAAGCCCAAGUAUAAAGGACGGAGCUCCAUCAACCCCUCCAGGGCCAGCACCAACCCCGAUCGUGUGCAGGGAGCUGGCGGCCAAAAUAUGAGGGACCGGGCCACAAUCCGGCGCCUGAAUAUGUACAGGCAGAAGGAGCGCAGGAACAAUCGUGGUAAAGUGAUUAAGCCUCUGCAGUAUCAAUCAACAGUGGCCUCUGGCACAGUGGCGAGAGUGGAGCCGAAUAUUAAAUGGUUUGGAAACACACGUGUAAUUAAGCAGUCAUCACUACAAAAAUUUCAAGAGGAAAUGAAUGCAGUUAUGAAGGAUCCAUACAAAGUUGUCAUGAAGCAAAGCAAGUUACCCAUGUCUCUUCUCGACAGUCGAAUCCAGCCGCAUAACUCAGUGGUGCACAUUCUUGACACCGAAAGCUUUGAAACAACGUUUGGCCCUAAAUCACAGAGGAAGCGACCAAACUUACUUGCCAGUGACAUGCAGGCUCUUGUAGAAAACGCAGAAAUGUCCACAGAGAACUAUGACCAGGGCAAGGACCGUGACCUGGUGACUGAGGACAGCGGUGUGAGAAAUGAAGCCCAAGAAGAGAUCUAUAAAAAAGGACAAUCCAAAAGAAUAUGGGGUGAGCUCUACAAGGUAAUAGACUCGUCAGAUGUUGUUGUUCAAGUUCUUGAUGCUAGGGACCCGAUGGGUACUCGUUCCCCUCACAUCGAGACAUACUUGAAAAAGGAAAAGCCUUGGAAACACCUCCUGUUCGUUCUUAACAAAUGUGAUCUUGUUCCAACCUGGGCAACGAAACGGUGGGUUGCUGUCCUCUCCCAGGAAUACCCGACUCUCGCCUUCCAUGCCAGUCUCACCAACCCCUUUGGCAAAGGAGCCUUUAUCCAGCUUCUCCGGCAGUUUGGAAAGUUGCAUACAGACAAGAAGCAGAUCAGUGUUGGGUUCAUCGGCUAUCCCAAUGUUGGCAAGAGCUCGAUAAUAAACACGCUGCGCUCCAAGAAAGUCUGCAGUGUGGCACCCAUUGCAGGUGAAACCAAGGUCUGGCAGUACAUCACCUUGAUGCGCCGGAUAUUCCUCAUCGACUGUCCAGGGGUGGUGUACCCAUCCGAGGAUUCCGAGACUGACAUCGUGCUCAAAGGCGUGGUGCAGGUUGAAAAACUCAAAGCUCCCUCGGAUCACAUCGGUGCCGUACUCGAGCGAGCAAAGCCAGAGUAUAUCAGCAAGACCUACAAGAUCGAGACUUGGGAGAACGCCGAGGACUUCCUUGAGAAGCUGGCUUUCCGAACUGGGAAGUUACUGAAGGGUGGUGAGCCCGACCUGCAAACUGUGGGUAAGAUGGUUCUCAAUGACUGGCAGCGAGGCCGGAUCCCUUUCUUUGUCAAGCCACCCAACGCAGAGCCAGCUGCUGCCCCCCAGCUUCCAUCCUCUUCAUCUUCGGAAGUUGCCCCAGAAAGGCCCGAAGAGCAGGUGGAAGAGGACGUGGUUGCCGGCGCUGUGGGCGAAGAGGCAGAGCCUGUCAUGGAGCAGGGGGCAAAGGAGCCCAGCCCGCAGGAGCCCAGCCCGCAGGACCCCAGCACUGAGAUGCAGCAGAUCCUCGCGCGGGUUCGGCAGAAUUUUGGCAGAAUCAAUGUGAUGCCCCAGUUUUCUGGGGAUGACCUGGUUCCUCUAGAGAUGCCUGAUAUUGAAGAUGAUGACGAAGAAGAAGAGCCUGAGGUUUUUUCUGGAGAGGAAGAGGAGGAGCAGGAGACCCUUAAAGAGGAGGAGGAUGACGAAGACAAUGACGAGUCUUCCUCAGAGUUGGAGGAGGAGCCCGCUGGCAGGGGUACCAAGGAGGUCCUUAGGGCCCUGGAUGAGAAGAUUGCAAAAUACAAUAAGUUUUUAAACAAAGCGAAGGCAAAAAAGUUCUCAGCAGUCAGAAUCGCCAAAGGGCUGAGUGAAAAGGUUUUUGCAAAACUUAAAGAACCAAGAAAAGCAGCUGUCGAAGAAGUAGAAGAUACAGCGCCUACCAGGAAGGGAAAGAAGAGGAAGGCCCAGAGGGAAGAGGACCCCUCGAAUCAAGGUGGCAGGAUGCUCACGUCUAAGGAACGAAGGCGAGCAGCCCGCCAGCAGCAGUCCAAAAAAGUUGGUGUACGUUACUAUGAAACCCACAACGUGAAAAAUAGGAACAGGAACAAAAAGAAGACCAAUGACUCAGAGGGACAGAAACAUAAACACAAAAAAUUCAAACAUAAGCAGUAGCAUUUAAGACAUUUAUUAAAUUAUACAAAAAUACGCAAUAGUGUCCAUUUUCUUCAUGUCAAACGGGCAUUUCUAAGGCCAUAGUGCAUUUAUUCUGAGGUUUGACAGUUGAACCCUUUCACCAAUGCUAGUGAAAAUAAAGGUGGAAUCGCCCCAGCCCGAGGGGCUGAUGGAGGUUGUGGGGGAGACAUCUGACACUUAAGUUGACUCUCCUAUGCUUCACAUUGGAACUGUCAGCUAAAUAUCUGAGACAGGAAUGAGGUCUCUAAAAUGGAAAGUGUGGCCUUUAUCUUGUACUCACAAUUAGGAAGAAUUCUAAGAAGAAAAAUUCAAGGAUGUAAUGGGAGCAUAGGUGACCUGGGCUUUGACAUCAGAAAAAACUGCAGCAACGUUCAUCUUUGAGUCUCUUAAGUGGGCUCAGUCAGGACGUGGGAGUCCGAGUGCCUCACCCAGCAGUUCUUGUCUGUGGAGGUGACAGCACAGCCGUCACUGUCCGGGAACAGUUCCUUGGAACGGCAGCAGGGACGAAAGGCUGUGCGUCCGGUCUGCACUCUGCUGGGGGGCGCACGCCUGCGGAGCCCUGCUCUUCUCGUGGACCUGCCCCGCUUCCAUGGAGCCUGGCGGCCCCAGCAACAACACAAGGGUGUCGGCGCAAACUCCCCGACAGAGCUAGGCCCUCUUCCCCCGGCCUCGGGUGAAGAGCAUGCCCCUGCAGCAUUCCAGGCGAGCGGACACGUCUUGGGUCUGGUGCUCCUGAAAUCAGAGCCAGCGGCAGAAGUUGCCCGGCUUGCUGCCCCCAUUGUGCCUGCUCUGCCGAGUCAAGGAUUGAAUGUCACCGAUGGGGUCUUCUGGGUCAACCGAACAAGAGAAGCCCAGCGCCUCCAAACCGAACUUUGCUUGAGAGGAACAGUCAAGAGCAGCUGUCUGCAGGCCGUGGCCUGGUCCCUAAUAAUUAGAACUGUAUGUGGGCCCUGGGCACCUCUCCAGUUGGUAAUUAAACACAGCUAGGGAGAGGGCUGGAGGGUCAGGGUUUGGUUUUCUGCAGAAGAAGGUGAACGAAUCAGAUCAGCGGCCGAGCAGGAUCUGGGGUGUGAGCAGCGCAGAGUGGAUGUUGGAGUCGUUUUUCUUUCCGACACACUGACUGGCUCCAAAGCCGUGACUCAGACUUUGAGCCUCACCUAAGCAGCCAGGUGAUUCGGCAGGUGGGGAUAAGAUGAUACUAAAGCUAAAGCUCCAAAAUGAGGGAUUCUGAGGACUGCAUUGGAGAAGGGAUGCUAAAAAGACAUCAAGAAAGGGAAAGACGGGCCAGAGAAGUUCACAUUAAGGUGUGAGAGAGAUGCAGUGUGGGUACCAGAGAAGCUGCUUCUGUUGGAAACGGGGGGGAUGUGCAAAGUGACGAGCCUUAGUGGUGGUGGUGGUGGCAAGACCCAAGGCUGGCUGUUAGCCUUGGACUGAGACAGCUGCAUCAUCUUCAAGUGCCCGGCGGGCAGCCUGGGUAGGUGGUGAUGGAGGGGGGCGAUAUGGCCUGUUCACGCAGGAAACUAGCUUUUUAUUACAAAGGACUUAGGGUGGGGGAGUAGUGUUUGCCGAGACCCAUGUGGAAAGUAUCACUUCUUUGGUGCAAUAAUGCCUUCCAGUUGGGCCUGAAAAACAAAAACAAACUCCAUUAAUAUUUGAAACUUGCAGCCUAACACAUAGCUGAGAGGUGGUCAGAGCUCUAGGAAGAAGAAUCCCAAGCGCUGUCACUCCAAGUGUUUUUCCCUUCCUCCCCAGAUCCAUGUUUUCUCGAUUAAUUGGUUUCUGGCUUUGGCCGGCCUAAAAUCUUGCUCCACUGGAGCAGUCCUGGUUUCUAUACACUAACGGUGCAGUGUUUAAUAUAAAGCAUUGAAGAGGAAAUCGAAUAAAAGUUGUUGAAAUCAUGGUUUUUCAUGGCUUGGAUUUCAGGCUUGACUGUCUGCUAAGUUAA
Messenger RNA from Sorex araneus (European shrew), 4323 nucleotides. RefSeq names its product G protein nucleolar 2 (gene GNL2). Gene Ontology annotation, molecular function: GTP binding. The record is from RefSeq and is a predicted model, not a curated record. The coding region runs from base 120 to 2357 and encodes 745 amino acids. Gene Ontology annotation, cellular component: nucleolus. NCBI's taxonomy places the organism in Eukaryota, Metazoa, Chordata, Mammalia, Eulipotyphla, Soricidae. The transcript is spliced from 16 exons.